Glycine soja is the source of this 1266-nucleotide messenger RNA. Its product is annotated as purple acid phosphatase 3-like. Lineage: Eukaryota; Viridiplantae; Streptophyta; Magnoliopsida; Fabales; Fabaceae. The transcript is spliced from 7 exons. The record is from RefSeq and is a predicted model, not a curated record. Gene Ontology annotation, molecular function: ferric iron binding; ferrous iron binding; acid phosphatase activity. The coding region runs from base 109 to 1107 and encodes 332 amino acids.
AAUAAUUGUUUGUCUGCCUCUUCAUUCAGACACGUUUAUCAUAUCAUCACUCAAACAUUAAGAAAAGCUUAUGCCUCAGCCAUCGUUUCUACUCGCUAGAGCGUAAGCAUGGGCACUCAGAGAAGCAAACCCAGUUGUACCAUCGUUGCCAUCUUUCUAGCAUUUUGUUGUUUUGUUUCUUCUUCGAAAGCAAAGCUUGAGAGUCUCCAACAUGCGCCCAAAGCUGAUGGGUCUCUAAGCUUCUUGGUGGUUGGAGACUGGGGUAGAAAAGGUGCUUAUAACCAAUCUCUUGUCGCUUUUCAGAUGGGUGUAAUAGGAGAGAAAUUGGACGUUGAUUUUGUGAUCUCAACGGGGGAUAACUUCUACGACAAUGGAUUAACCGGAGUGUAUGAUCCAUCCUUCGAAGAAUCAUUCACCAAAAUCUACACGGCACCUAGCUUGCAGAAGAAGUGGUACAACGUUUUGGGAAAUCAUGACUACAGGGGAAAUGCCAAGGCACAAAUAAGCCCUGUCCUUAGAUACAGAGACAAUAGAUGGGUGUGCUUCAGAUCAUAUACCCUCAAUUCAGAAAAUGUAGACUUCUUUUUUGUAGACACAACUCCUUUUGUUGAUAAAUACUUCAUUGAGGAUAAAGGCCAUAACUACGAUUGGAGAGGCAUACUACCCAGGAAGCGUUACAUUUCUAACCUUCUCAAGGACGUGGAUUUGGCACUAAGACAAUCAACAGCAACCUGGAAGGUAGUGAUUGGCCAUCAUACAAUCAAAAGCAUUGGGCAUCAUGGAGACACCCAAGAACUUUUAAUACAUUUUCUCCCACUUCUUAAGGCAAAUAAUGUUGAUUUGUACAUAAACGGACACGAUCACUGCUUGGAACAUAUAAGUAGCCUUGACAGUUCAGUUCAAUUUUUGACAAGUGGUGGUGGAUCGAAGGCAUGGAGAGGUGACACGAAACAGAGCGAAGGAGAUGAGAUGAAGUUUUACUACGACGGCCAAGGCUUCAUGUCUGUGCAUAUUUCUCAAACUCAGCUUCGAAUUUCUUUCUUUGAUGUCUUCGGCAAUGUCAUCCACAAAUGGAACACCUGCAAGUUUGACUCCUGUGACAUGUAAUAAGUUUACUAGUUAAACAAUAUAAAAACAUAUGUUCACAUCUCAUUGGCUGAAUAUUAAAUUAAAAAUAAAGCCUUGAAAUAAAUUAAAGUUUUUAGAAUUUUAAUUUAGUCAUCAGAGCAUUUUCAACUGCGAACUUAAAUGAGUUGUUUAAUUUAA